AUGUACAUCCAUUUCCUGGUGGUUAAGGCCAAAGUGAAGAAGGAGAGAGGACUGUACCAGGACAAGGUGUUCUGCUUCAUCCAUCUGAGUGUUCAGGAGUUUCUGGCUGCUCUUCAUGUCCAUCUGACCUUCAUCAACUCUGGACUCAAUCUGCUGGAAGAACAACAACCAACCUCCCAGAAGUCUGAAACAAGAGCAUCUGCAGAGAAACACUUCUACCAGAGUGCUGUGGACAAGGCCUUACAGAGUCCAAAUGGACACCUUGACUUGUUCCUUCGCUUCCUUCUGGGUCUUUCAAUGCAGACCAAUCAGACUCUCCUACAAGGCCUGAUGACACAGACAGGAAGUAGCUCACAGACCAGUCAGGAAAUAGUCGAGUACAUCAAGAAGAAGUUCAGUGAGGAUCUGUCUGCAGAGAAAAGCAUCAAUCUGUUCCACUGUCUGAAUGAACUGAAUGAUCGUUCUCUACUGGAGGAGAUCCAACAGUCCCUGAGUUCAGGAAAUCUCUGCACAUAUAAACUGUCUCCUGCUCAGUGGUCAGCUCUGGUCUUCAUCUUACUAUCAUCAGAAGAAGAUCUGGAUGUGUUUGACCUGCAGAAAUACUCUGCUUCAGAGGAGGCUCUUCUGUGGCUGCUGCCAGUAGUCAAAGCCUCCAACAAAGCUCUGCUGUGCAUCCCUGAUCUCUCAGAGAGAGGCUGUGAAGCGCUAUCCUCAGCUCUCUGCUCUCAGUCCUCUUUUCUGAGAGAAAUGGACCUGAGUAUCAACACUCUGCCGGAUUCAGGACUGAAGCUUCUGUCUGCUACAGUGGAGAGUCCACAGUGUACACUGGAAAUGCUCAGAUUGAAUCUCUGUAAUUUGUCCGAGGGAAGUUAUGAAGCUUUAUCCUCAGUUCUGGGCUCCCAGUCCUCUAGUCUGAGAGAGCUGGACCUGAGUAACAACAACCUACAGGAUUCGUCAGUAAAGCUUCUUUCUGCUGGACUAAGAAAUCCAAUCUGUAAACUAAAUAUCCUGAGACUGAGCCAUUGUAAAUUCUCAGAGAGAGGCUAUAAAGCUCUGUUCUCAGUCCUCAGCUCCCAGUCCUCUAGUUUGAGAGAGCUGAACCUGAGUAACUCUGACCUGCAGGAUUCAGGAGUGAAGUUUCUGUCUGCUGAAAUGAAGAGUCCACACUGUAAAAUGGAAAGUCUCAGUCUGUCGGGCUGUCUGAUAACAGAUGAAGGCUGUACUUCUCUGGCCUCAGCUCUGAGUGCCAACCCCUCCCAUCUGAGAGAGCUGGACCUGACCUACAAUCAUCCAGGAGACUCAGGAAUGAAGCUGCUGUCGGCUGGACUGAAGGAUCCAGGCUGGAGACUGGACACUCUUAGGUAUGAAGAGGAUGUCUGAUAGAGGAGGAAGAGCUGGAAACAUUUCCAGUGUCCCUCGUUCACUUACCUCUUGUUGGUUCAUGUGACAUGAACUGAUCAAUAAGGGGUUUUAAUGUUUGAGGUCUCCAGGAAGAACUUCUGCAGAAACAACUUGUAGAUAUCUCAGGAUAUUGAACAUUAAUCUUUGUAUAGAGAGGAAAUGAGGAAAAAGGAAAUAUAGAGAGGAGAGGGAGUGUUUGGUUGGUGAGAGACAAGCUGAUUGGACAGUGGGUGAUUGGUGUCAGGAUUGGUGGCUUUUUGAAUUGUUACUGGUAUUGCUGCUGAUGGUUGUUUUUCAGAUUAAGGAUUUGGAUUAAGAAUUACAGACAUGUAAAGAAAUGGUGGUAGAGGUACUGACCGACAGCUGUAUAGGUCUGGACGGGUACCCUUGCCUGUUUUUCUAAGGUUCUGACAAAGAAAGCAGCCAGUGCUUGUGACCAGCUGGAACUAGAUGUGUGGAAUAGCAGGGUAUAGAAGGUGUUGCUGCCUUCUGAAAAGUGUUUCGAAAUACCUGAUGAAGAAAGUGAAGAAAACAUCAAAGACUGAGCAGAAGAAACUGGCAGAGGCAGUUUUCACAUGUUACCUGAGUACAGGAAACAUGGCUGAGGAUAGAGAAAGGAUGAAGGACUGAAUGCUCUGCUGCUCUUCGACAAUAGAAUAUGGCAGAAAGCUGGAAAAAGCUCAUAAUAAUUCCAGUUAUGAAACCACAAGAAGGACCCCACAAAGACCAAAGGUUAUAGGUCCACAGCUCUAACUUCUCAUCCAGGGAAAGUCAUGGAAAGAAUGACAGUGGACAGACUGAUGUAUGUGCCUGAAAGAAGGCACCUUUUCAGGAGGGGGAGGAAUACCAUGGACCCAGCAGUCUGCUUAGAAUCAGAGAUAAGAAAAGCUCAGGUGGUCAAAGAAAAGUGAUGGAAAUGAUGGAAAUAAAUGAGUUGUUGGCUAAUAUUCUGUGCUUGCUAACAGUAUCACAUACCCAGGCGUAAUCUGUCAUCUGUUAACAAGUCCAAAAUCAACUAAUUUGUUGGUGGAUAAUCCACUAACAUGUUUUAAUGUGGCGUGAAAGCCUUCUUACACUUGGCUACGCAGAGACAUUCUGUCCAUAAAAAUUGCAAACAGGAUCAGUGACAAGGAGCAGCCCUGGUCAACCACCCACUGGAAACAAAUUCAACUUAUUACCAGCUAUGCGGACCAAACUCUUCCAAUUGUUCCAUAAGGAUUGAAUGGCCCAUAGUAAUGGCAAUAUUUUUUUUCAUCGUUUUGAUGGUCACUGUAGUGGCUUUAAUUUCUUAAAGUUCUCUCUUUCUCUUAUAUUUAAUAUAACGACACUACGGACCGACAAGCGCCUGUUUUUAUGUGUUGUCGUUAGCAACAAUGAUGGUAAAACCAUUGCGUGCCCGCUUGUUUAUUUUCUAUAUAAACCUUUCACAAUAAAGCUGAAGAUCCUGUUAAGACUUUUCACAAUUAAUGGAUGAGAAGCAAAAAAGGGCCGUCAGCAAAGUUCCCUCUAAUUUUUCAUGUGUCUGAGCGAACGCACAAAGUCCCUGAGUGAUCCCUUGGACCACUGUGAGCGACAGCAACAGU
Molecule: messenger RNA, 2984 nt
Organism: Oreochromis aureus
Lineage: Eukaryota; Metazoa; Chordata; Actinopteri; Cichliformes; Cichlidae
Product: NACHT, LRR and PYD domains-containing protein 12-like
Exons: 6
Coding region: 1-1380 (459 amino acids)
Molecular function (GO): protein binding
Source: RefSeq, a predicted model, not a curated record